GGCUUGCACUGUGUACAUUGCGAACGAAUUAUGACAGGAUCCAGUUUGACUGUUUAUAUUUUAUUAACUGCGAACAUACUUCUGAUAGCAGGAUGUCCUCACGAACCCGAAGAUGCGAAGGCUGCAUACAAAUCUGGCGACAUAUUGGAUCAAAAUCUGCCUAUCACUCUCAAGACUAUCAUUAAAAAACUGAACGAUAGCGGAGUCUUUGACGCAAAUACUACACUCAAUGGACGCGAGCAAAAGGAAUUGAAUAAAUUAUUUGAGACAGUUGAGUUUAUGGUAUCAUCAAGAAACCGCCAACCGUCUAGUGUACAAAACGUGUUCUCGUCAUUACGACUGGUCGAGCGCGUCGUCAAGAAACAACUGAAAGAGGGACAACUUUCGGAAUCCCUUGCUUCUAAGUUCCAUUGGGAUAAAAUCUCUAUGCGGCCCAUUCGUGAAAAACCCAUGUACCACAUCGACAAAACUACUAACAUGAGGGUAUUUGAUAUAAAUUAAUUUUUCUUUACUGUAAGUUAAUAAAGUCUAAGUUUUAAUCUA
Molecule: messenger RNA, 543 nt
Organism: Pieris rapae (cabbage white)
Lineage: Eukaryota; Metazoa; Arthropoda; Insecta; Lepidoptera; Pieridae
Exons: 5
Coding region: 31-501 (156 amino acids)
Source: RefSeq, a predicted model, not a curated record